Messenger RNA from Somion occarium, 3010 nucleotides. The record is from the annotation of a GenBank genome assembly. NCBI's taxonomy places the organism in Eukaryota, Fungi, Basidiomycota, Agaricomycetes, Polyporales, Cerrenaceae.
AUGAUCUCGUGAAGCCACAAGAUAUGUUAUUACCUGUGCAUGUCAAGCUGGUUGCUUGACACGCAAGACAAUAUAUCAAUACAAGACAGGCUCCGCGCAAGAGGUUUCCAUGUUUUGUUUCUUCUAGAUGCGAGUAAUACAUUCUGUGUCGUAAAUUCCGUCAUGAUCAUGCUGGAGACCCAUGAUUAAGAUGAUGUUGUGGACUCUUACAGUCAUUUCGCCUCGCCAUCCUUUGUUAAUCCAUAUCUGACUCAAAAUUCACACCCACAUGUGCUUUCCAAUCAUACAACUUAUCAACCAAAACAACCAUAGAUAUACUGGCUUCAAUAUACAAUCCUGGAAAGCUACCUCCGAACAUUAAGAUGGACUGUUAUUCUAAGAAUGCGGUAUUCCUCAUGAGUCCUCGGGUCGAGUCCAUCAAACUUCUUUGUUUUUGAUAUUAGCAGUGGCUAGCGGCGGACGCUGUCUUUAGCGUACCAUGAACAUCGGAGCCACGCUACCAACCUACUUUAAGUAGACUUCUCAUGAUAGAGUCCCAUGCAUACUGUGGCGGAACUUGGCGAAGACAAGACCAUGCAUUCCACGUCCCCGGCAUUCAUUGAACCACCAGAAAGAUGGUCAGAAUUCCCGAAGCUUUGUGCUUAUCUUCGAGCUCCUCGUGCUUACUGGAGUUGUCGAGGUCUCCCAUCGAGGUUUCAAUCACGAAGCCUUCUAUUGCGAUUGUCGCAGAACUCUCAUGGCCAUGCGGCUCGCGCACUGACUGUGAACCUAGAUACAUUGCGCCAUGCAGCUUUCCCCGCAACCCGCGCAUGUCAAGAAUGUUAUAAAGCAUCAUAACUCGAGAGAUGAAGAUGCAGAAGACUUCCUCAUCUCGAGCUAGUCCUCCCCUCCUCCUUGCAAAGGUAGCAUACCACCGUCAAAUAUGAAGUUCUCCAACAAGUUCUUCUCGUCCAUCUUUUUGGCAGUUGUCUGUGCUUCCUCUGCGAUUGCUGCGCCAUGGCCCUUCACGGUAAAGCAUGCUACGCACCGCGUCCGAGAGAUCACACCGGACUUGCGAAUUGAGACAUUCCACCUGGAGUCGACAUUUGAGACCUUCGGCGCUGGAAUAGACCAUCCUCUUUCCAAGCGUGCAGAUGAUGACCUCGAGUCUGCAGCGGUCUCCUUUGUGCAGAGCCAUUUGAAAGUCAAGCCCGACACGAUUGCCUUCAAGUCUGGCUUUGCGAACGACGUCGCGCAUUAUGCCUUCGUUCGCCAGCAGAUCAAUGACAUCCCCGUUGCUAACGCUGUUGCCAACGUUGCCUUCAACAACGACAACAAGGUUGUAUCAUUUGGCUCUUCUUUCGUCAAACCUACUAAGGUACCUUCGUCAACACCAUCCAUCUCUCUUGAUGAUGCUAUCUCGAAGGCCGAGAGCGUUCUCAACGGGCGGUUCAACCAGCACCCCUCUACGUUGGAGUUCAUCGCUAAAGAGGAUGGUUCUCUGGCUCUUACGCAUGUCAUCCAAAUUCAAAAUGACGAGAGUGGCUCGUGGUUCGAAGGUUUCAUCGACGCCCACUCUGGCGAGCUUGUGCACGUCACCGACUUCGUGACGAAGGCUUCGUAUCGUGUGCUCCCCAUCACCAAAGAAAUUCUGACUGAGGGAUUCGAGGUCUUGACUGAUCCUCAGGAUCCCCUAGCUUCACCGGAUGGCUGGCAUAGCGACGGCACCACGACCACUACGACCACAGCCGGCAACAACGCUAUUUCGUUCAAAGGCAGCCAAACCUCGACAACGAGUCAAUCGUCAUCUGGCCUAAACUUCAUCUUCACCCAGAACCCUAGCCAAGCGCCAACCGUUCAGGCCAACCUUGAUGCUGCCCGAACUAACGCAUUCUACAUUGUCAACACUAUUCAUGAUAUUUCCUACAGGUACGGAUUCACUGAAGCUGCGUUCAACUUCCAGAACAACAACUUCGGCCACGGUGGUAGUGGCAACGAUCGUGUGACCGUAUCCGUACAAGACUCUGCGGGCAUCGACAACGCUGAUUUCGCUACCCCACCUGACGGUCAAUCUGGUCGUAUGCGUAUGUUCUUGUGGGAUUUGACAAACCCCCAACGCGAUGGUGCGCUUGAGAACGAUAUUAUCUCUCAUGAGAAUACCCACGGUAUCACUAACCGCAUGACUGGCGGCGGAACUGGAAGGUGUCUUCAGACAACUGAAGCAGGCGGUAUGGGCGAAGGCUGGUCCGAUGCUUUUGCCGAAUGGACUGAGCACAAGGAUGCUACCAUUCCGGAUUAUAUUCUCGGUCAAUAUGUCAUCAAUGAUUCCGCUGGUAUCCGGUCCCAUCCUUACUCUACCUCCGCUACUACGAACCCACUAAGAUACUCAAGUCUACAGACCCUCGGAGAGGUUCACGAUAUCGGGGAAGUCUGGGCUAAUAUUUUGCACAACGUCUACGCUGGUCUUGUUGGCGCGCACGGUUUCUCAGCGACCGCCCAUACCGACCCUACUACCACCGGCGGCAACACUGUUUUCCUUCACCUCUUCCUCGACGCCCUCCCCUUACAACCCUGCAACCCCACAUUCUUGACUGCCCGAGACGCCUGGAUCCAAGCCGACGUCAACCGUUUCGGAGGCGCUAACUCAUGCACACUCUGGCGAGCAUUUGCGAGUCGGGGUUUGGGUGUGAACGCCGCCAAUCAUCAAGACGAUGCCACCGUUCCUGCGGGUUGUUAAUCGACUGCUGAAUGUAUCCAAAGUGACGAAUGACCUAUAACGCUAAGUAUGAAGAGACAUUUAUCAUGAAGAUCUGUAUAGCAUUGGGGGGCGAAGAAGCUGAAUUGCAAAUGCAUAAUUUUAUACUACCAGUGAAUGUAAAAACGUGCUCUCAAUGUCGUUGAAAAGCUGAUCUCCAAACCGGUCGGUUGAGCGUCAGCGCGAGCCAAGAUAACGGUCUAGUCUGACCGACGCGAGCAUUGUGUAGAACAAAUCGACCAGCGUAAUUGUGAUAGGCCGUACCACAGGCAUCCC